CUUAUCUCCUCAUCGCGAAGUCGCAAUUCUAGAGCAAGAUUCACAACAUCAGCCGCUUUGCACAUCUCAGCUCCAUCAAUCUAGUACUCAGAUAUAUCAUCUGUUGUUCGAUAGAAGUUCGCGAGUCGCUUGCUCGAUGGUUCUCCGUUGCGCAUCAUCCAAAGUCUGAAGAGAUUAGGUGACACUUCCCCUAGCUUCCCCAGAUUUCCAGAGCAAGGAGAGGAGGACGCGUGAAAAGCGACUGUCCUUGGGGGGCAACAAAAUCAGCAACGCACAUUUUGCUCAACGGUUGGAUGGAGGAGUAAUUUCCGGUCGGGCACAAGCAUAUACAAGCAAAAAGAGUGGUUAUCUCUCUACGCUUCAGUUAUCUGUUGUAUUACUAGUACCUGUCGAUGCCGUAGAGGAGGAGGCAAGACUGGUAUUUUUCUAUUUGCUUUGCAAGAAUCAGGCGAAAUUCAAGCCUUCUUUCAGCAACUAUUCUAUCAACUGUAGUCUAUUUUAUAUUUUGAGCGUGCCAGAUAUCGCACCAUGGCCGACGAACCGCGUCGCUCAGGAAGAUCAACAAAGGGUCAGCAUUCCAAAAACAACGAUUUUCCUGAAAUGGCGCCUUCGAAACGCAAAGGGAAAACACAAGCCAAAGCCCAGAAACAAGCCUCCAAUGAACCGACUCCUGCCCCAAACGACGAAGAGGACGAGAUAAUCCGUUGCAUUUGUGGUGAAUAUGAAGAAGAAGAAGACGUGGAACGGGAUAUGAUAUGCUGCGACAAAUGCUCGGCAUGGCAGCACAACGAUUGCAUGGGGCUCACUUUCCCCAAGGGCCAGGAACCCGCGGAGUAUUUUUGCGAGCAAUGCAAGCCGGAAAAUCAUAAGGAUCUUCUAGAUAAGAUGGCCCGCGGCGAAAAACCCUGGGAGGAAGCCGCCAGAUUAAGAGCCUUAGCUGCGGAGGAGAAAAAGGCGCGGAGGAAGAAAGGUGGCAAACGUGGAAGGAAGUCUACCCGGCCUAGUGAUGUCAAGUCUGAAGUGGGUGAAGAUGGUGUGAAAAUUGCCUCUGCAACCCCAGCAAAGGAGACCCCUGUCUCCGCGCCUCCAACUAGCAGUAAAGCCAGCCCUCCGGCGCCUGCAGCGGAGCUUCCUAGCCAUGGACCUCCUAGCAGCCAAAAGCGCAAAUUUGAGGAGCAGGAUGUUAGCCAACGUGAGCCGGGACCAAAGCAGAAACUCCAGCGAUUGUCGACAGGUGGCCAAGUUGGAUCCCCUGAGGUGAGGUCGCCGACUGUGAAUCGGAAGCAGAGUGUAUCUAGUGCGCAAUCUGCUCAGGAACAGAGAAGUGGAAGGUCACCAUCUGAAGGAGCUGGAGGCCCGUCAGAUCUUCAGAGUGUGGCCAGGAGAAAUGUGGCCAAUGCCCUAGUCAAACUCUUCGUAGAACAGGCAGCUUUAGCCCAGCAGCAGGGUACUUAUACAAUGCCCGCUGGGAAGACCAAGGAAGCUGUUGGUGAACCGCUGGGGCUCGCAAUUGAACUUGCCAUGUAUAAACAUCUCUGUGGAGGAGCAGGAGAACCUAGUGAAGCCUAUAAGCAGCAGAUGCGGACCAUCCUAUUCAAUGUAAGGAAGAAUACUUCGUUACGUGAUAGUUUGCUUGUAGGAAGUAUUUCUCCAGACGCACUUGCCACCAUGAGCACCCAAGACAUGGCUAGCAAAGAGCUGCGACAAAAGGAUGAUGAAAUCAAGCGAGAGGCUGAGCGCCAGCACAUUAUUAUCCAAGAACAAGGGCCGCGGAUCAGACGUACACACAAGGGGGAGGAAUUGAUCGAAGACGAUACACAGCAUGCUGCAACCGAAUCUAUCUUUUCGGCUCCCUCAGCUCGCCGCGAUACCAUACCCGACUCCGAGCUCCGUUCUGCUGCAAGUCCUACAGGAGCUAGAUCAGCCAGCCCGAGCAUCGCCCAUCAGCCUGAGUUCAGAGAAUAUCGAGGCUCAAUGGACCGCGCAGCGGGGGAUCACCGGCCUCCAUCCAUCGAUACCUCUGGUGGAGACCAGCGACGAGCUUCAGGCCCAGCCUUUAACAUCCAAAACGUCUGGUCGAACGUCCAAUCACCAGGUUCAGCACCUCAUGAUAAGCCCUUCCCUCCUGCUCCGGCGCCAGCCCUUCGGGAAGUACAUCCGGGUCACAGAGCCCAAGCCGACGCGGAGAUCGAUCAAUUGCUCAAGGACGAAGAUAUCGAUUCCCCACCGUACUCUCCAAAGGACUUCCAUGCUGACGGUGAAAUCUGGCGUGGCAAGGUAUCUAUGAACCCUGUUGCUGAAUUCUCCGCUGCCGCAAGACACGUUGCUGGAGCAGAUCUCAGCGGAAGGAUCCCUUGGGAACAAUUAAUCCCGCCGACGUUGGUGAUCGAUGGCCGUAUCGAAACGCAACUAGCCACAAACUACCUAUGUGGCCUUCGCUUCAGCCAGACGACCGAUGUAUCCGUUAACGCCAUCUCCCCCCCAGUCGCCUCACAUGACAACGCGGAAUUCCAGAAGCUAUUCGAAUAUUUCCUCCAGCGCAAACGAUUUGGCGUUAUCGGUAAACACCCCUUCCCUGGUGUCAAGGACACAUACAUCGUCCCAAUCGAAGCAGGUCAGAGCAAGAAACCCGAAUUCAUCGAAUUGCUGGAGAACAACACCCUUGAAGACCCAACACCGCAUCGGACACUGCUUGUCGUCUUCGUUGUAAAAUCGAACAACCACUACAGCCCGCCCAUUGGCCAUCCGACGCCCCAAGAACCCAACUAUACCACUGCCAGUCCCCUGACCGCCACACCAGGCUCCGCUUCGAACCAAUCCCAAUACACCCCAGCCCCAGCCGCAUCGAGCGGUGCGCCACCCAUCGUGCCUACGGCGGUGUCAACAUCACCACCCUCAGCCAUGCCAACAACAGAUGGUUUCAAUCAGCAGCAACAAGAUCACACAAAGCUACAAUCACAACUACAUCCGCAGCAAUACACCCCAGCUUCCCAUGCUUCGGCCUCGCCCCAAAACCUCAUCGGCAAACCUGCUGCUGUGCAAAUACUCGGGCCAUUAGCGACGUCGCCAGCUGUGGAGCAGCUGUUGCAGCAGGCGCCAAAUUCAGACGUGGAGCAACUUAAACUCAUAGCGGGUAUCCUAGCUCAGAACCCCACUGCAGCCAAUGAUUAUCAGUUGUUAGUGAACAAGAUCGUUGAAAAUACAAAUGGGAAGACACAGUAAUGUUUGUCUUUUGUUGGCGCCUUCUGGUCUUCAACACCCCACCUCCCCCCACCCUUACUUGAUUUCUUCUCUCUUUGCGUUUUGUCGAGUUUCUCUCUAUCUCUUGCUUUUAUAUUGUGCAAAUUGCUGCGUUACACGCAGCGUUUCCUAUUAUGGCAUUUUGUCUUUCGUCUCAGAGUCUGUACUUGAGAUGGAAAGGAUGGAUUAUUUGCUUGCUUAACAGGGGCUUUUUUUCCCUUGUCCAUCGAUCUUCUAGGGAAGAAAUUGUGGCGCGGCUUGUUUUUAUAUAUUUCAAUUCUAGUUCUCUUCCCCUUGAAUUUUUUCAUGCUUAGGUUUUUCACGUGAAUCAUUGUCAAUUGCUAUUAUUGCCACUGAUUUCUUACUAAUUUUCUGAUUUUCUAGCCGCCAUUUUCUACUACCUUCAGCUUCUUUCUUUCCUGGUACAUAGGAGUCAAAAUGUACGGUGCUAGGCUAGUGUUUUUACCGGUUGCUAUUUCUUUUCCCCCAGAUAUGUUCUCCCCAUAGCCCCCUCCUCCCCAUGUGUUACCAACCCUGUUUCCCCAAGCUCAUCUCACCGGUGAAUUUCAUGUUCAUGUUUUUCUGUAUGUAAAUAGUUAAAACUGUCCUGCGUUUUCGCCGCUUCCCUGCUGGCGCAUACUGUACAUUAAAAGCCAUAUUCAACCGUUUUUUCUAUGGGUGCCUCCGUUCUGCUCAUUUCAAUGGCACAAACUCUCUAGUUCCUUACUCCAUAAACUACGUUGUGACAUAAGUUUCUCAAGAAACUAAAAAGGUCACGCAUCUUUGAGAAUGAUUUGGCUAGUGGUCGGUGUGGUUUUGUUAAUACUGCGCCUCAACUAAAGUUUGUGAUCAACUAUAUAUAUAUACCUUCUUGACAUGGUCACACCAUUAGGAAACACAAAAUAAACUAUGACAUACAUGUAGGUCCGAGUUAGAUCCGAGUAAAAUUUCCCCGUUCAUUAUAUUUUAGGCUAUCAUAGUUGCUCUCCCUCAGGGCCACAACAUACAAAAACAUAAUAAACCCUUUGCCUAAUUCCAAGAGUAAAACUCCCCGAACGCCACCGCUAUGCAAUUCUCCCGCGCGCGAAAUAAAAGGCAUACACAUACAAUAGUGGGUAUUCUUUACCACCGUCCCCCAUAACCUCCCCCCCCUCCUCUACCCUUGUACCCUCUAUAACCACCUCCGCCACCACCAGUCCGAUACGGUCCUCGACCCCCACCAGCUCUAGAACCCCAACCGCCCUCACUAUCAUAAUCGCCACGGCCGGAGGGACCAUCGUCAUGCCUAGAGGGUGGUGGUCCCUUCAACUCCUUCUGCAAGACACUAAAAGUCUCGCGCAUCUUCGCGUAUCCCAGGUGCAUUUUGCCAAAGAAGUGAUCCGCCAAGCGACGAUCGUUAUCUAGACGACUAAGAUAUGCCCCGCAUACAUCGCAGACUUGUAAUUUCUGGUGACCUGAGGGUCCGGAUGUGUCGGCGAGCGCUUUGAGUUCGCGUUCGCAGGCCUCCUUUUGGUGUUUUGCGGUGCGGACUUUGUGGAACUCGUUGUAAGCCGUGGAGACAGAACCCAUUUCGCUGAGGACGGAGACUUCUAGGAGGCCGUUGCUUAUGGUCUUUGAGAGAUCGGAUAUUUGUUUUAGCUGAGUGAGAGACGGGGGUAAAUUAGUUAGCAAAUAGGAUUCAGUUUGCGGGGAGUGGUUAUGGGGUCAUGGGAGAAAAGAUUAUAGGGAAAAACGACAAAUGAUGACAAAGGUACAAAUAACGUAGAAAUAACAUACAAGGUUAUUUGUCUGACGAAUUUCAUCCGGUGUCUUCUCUAAUCGUC
Molecule: messenger RNA, 5063 nt
Organism: Blastomyces dermatitidis ER-3
Lineage: Eukaryota; Fungi; Ascomycota; Eurotiomycetes; Onygenales; Ajellomycetaceae
Product: PHD finger domain-containing protein
Exons: 3
Coding region: 529-3222 (897 amino acids)
Biological process (GO): DNA-templated transcription; transcription elongation by RNA polymerase II; transcription antitermination
Cellular component (GO): nucleus
Molecular function (GO): RNA polymerase II transcription regulatory region sequence-specific DNA binding
Source: RefSeq, a predicted model, not a curated record